Messenger RNA from Dreissena polymorpha, 1763 nucleotides. RefSeq names its product WD repeat domain phosphoinositide-interacting protein 4-like. The transcript has 12 exons. Gene Ontology annotation, cellular component: phagophore assembly site membrane; cytosol; extrinsic component of membrane. Gene Ontology annotation, molecular function: protein binding; phosphatidylinositol-3,5-bisphosphate binding; phosphatidylinositol-3-phosphate binding. The record is from RefSeq and is a predicted model, not a curated record. NCBI's taxonomy places the organism in Eukaryota, Metazoa, Mollusca, Bivalvia, Myida, Dreissenidae. Bases 96 to 1205 code for a protein of 369 amino acids. Gene Ontology annotation, biological process: protein localization to phagophore assembly site; nucleophagy; protein lipidation.
CCGAUACAUUUACUGAUCUUAAAGUCUAGACGUGUCUGGUGUAGACGACAGAAAAAUGAAAACAGAAAAUGCGAUGAUCUAAAGGCUGAAUCAUUAUGACUCGGAAAGGUGUUGUAAGUCUGCGCUUAAACCAAGACCAAGGCUGUUUUUCCUGUGCCACUGAAUCCUGGUUUCGAGUUUACAAUGUGGAACCAUUGGCACAAAAGCUGAACCUAAGCUAUGGGGACACAGAGAUGGUGGGCAGUGUGGCCUCUGGGGAGAUGCUGUUCCGCUCCAACCUGAUAGCCAUGAUCGGGUCUGGCAAUGGCCGCAGGUUUGAUGAAAAAGCAGUUGUGAUCUGGGAUGAGACUCGCAAGGAAGCAGACCAGAAAGUUGUACUGGAUAUUACAUUUCCCCAGCCUGUGAUUGCAGUCCGCUUAAAAAAGGACAGGUUGUGUCCCUGCAUUAUUACAUUUCCCCAGCAUGUGAUUGCAGUCUGCUUAAAAAAGGACAGACUGAUUGCUGUGUUAAGAAACCAGGUGCACGUGUUCACAUUUCCCAACAAUGUACAGAAAUUACAGACAUUUGAAACAAGGGACAAUCCUAAAGGUCUGUGUGAAGCGAGUCCAUUCGGAGGGACCCUGGCCUUUCUGGGCCCCGGCAAGGCUGCAGGCAGUGUACAGAUUGUGAACUUGGACAAAAUCCAGCCUGGUCAGACACCUGCACCUGUGACUAUUCAUGCCCACAAGGGGGAGGUGGCAUGCCUCGCUGUCAACCAGAAUGGAACAUUGCUCGCUACAGCCUCUGUCAAGGGCACCCUCAUCCGAGUGUAUGACACCACUAAGAAAACUAUGCAACUGGAGCUAAGAAGGGGGGCUGAUCCAGCAAAACUCUACUGCAUAUCGUUCAGCUUGGAUUCUGCUUAUCUGUGUGCCUCCAGUGACAAGGGAACAGUGCAUAUAUUUGCUGUAAAAGAAACACAACUGAACAAGCGAUCCACGUUUAAGAGGAUGGGCUUUCUGGGUCAGUAUGUGGAGUCUCAGUGGGGUCUGGCCAACUUCACUGUGCCUGCAGAGUGUGCCUGUGUGUGUGCCUUCGGACCCAACCAGUCUGUGAUAGCUGUGUGUGUUGAUGGAACAUUUCACAAGUAUGUGUUUACGAAAGAUGGAAACUGCAACAGAGAAGCAUACGAUGUUUGGCUGGAAAUUGGCGAUGACAUGGACUGAUGGACUUAUUUUUGUAUCAUCUUCAUAUAAACACAUAGGCACGGUCUGACUUGUAUAAAAUCAGAUUUGCUGCUAGCUGAACACAAUUCAGCUGGAAGGAAAGAUGGUUUUCAGGUACCAAUCUUCUGUUCUAGAAUCAAAAUGACUGCAAACUACUGGAAUUUCUAGAGAAACACUAGUUGAUCUUGAUAUAGAUUCUCACUAAUGAAAUAUGAAAGAAAUAACUGUUUCUAGAAUAUCAAAGGAUUGUGGUAAUAACAUGUUUAGGAACAAAAGUACUUUUAAUGCAUUUGUUUAUUUGCUGUGACAUCUUGAAAAUAUUUGAAAAAUGAUAACUAUAGCAAAACAAAAAUAAGAAAACUAUUUACCGACAAAGUUUGCUCAACACUUGUUGAAAUUAAUUAUUGUCAGCAUUAGAAUGUUGCAAGCAGAUUUGCACUUUUUAAGUAUGGAUAAACUUCCCUGCAAUUGUUAACAAAUAGAUGCCAGAGUACUGAUAAAGAGCAUUGUGUAAAUUUUCUCACUUAAACCUCAUGAUGCUGAAUUAACUCGUCACCC